Pistacia vera is the source of this 5384-nucleotide messenger RNA. Its product is annotated as TMV resistance protein N-like. Gene Ontology annotation, biological process: defense response; signal transduction. Bases 671 to 2383 code for a protein of 570 amino acids. Lineage: Eukaryota; Viridiplantae; Streptophyta; Magnoliopsida; Sapindales; Anacardiaceae. The record is from RefSeq and is a predicted model, not a curated record. The transcript has 12 exons. Gene Ontology annotation, molecular function: ADP binding.
UUCUGGUACUUUCUCUGCAAUUUACUCCGCAAUUUUCUUUCAAGAGUGAGUGAAGAAGAGAUAAAUAUAUGAGAAAUCAUUCAUAACAUCAAAGUUUUAUCGUUUUCCGUCGCUUCAACAUCCUCAUUUAUCUUCACUGAUCUUUACAUACUUUCUCUGUAGCAAUUCAGAUCUGUCUUCAUUUGUUAUUUGGUGAAAGUUAUCCAUCUUCAGUUUCGUAAGUGCUGGAUCUGAACUUCCAAGGCUAAUUAAAAGGUAAGUGUCUCUAUUGUUCCUGGAUUUUUUAAUUUUUGUUUUUUUUUUUUUUUGUUUGUUUUAAAUAGUUAUAAGUAGCUUAUAUGUGUAUUUUUGGUUAGCUUGUUUGAGUUUUUAUAUCUAUUAUUUUUCUCUAUUUUUAUUUUAAUUAUAUAAUUUUACCAAACAAAUGCAUCUAUGUUUCAAACAAAUUGAACAUUUUGUUGAUUCUUGAUGUUCAUAGUCUCUCAAAGCCGUGUCAAUCUUUAAUUUCCAGUAACUCAGGUGCAAGUGCAAAUAUGAUCUUCUAGGACUAAUUAGAAAACGGGAUCUAUUGUUGGGUAGACGAGACUCAUGUGAACUGAGCAAUUGCGAGCUGAUACAUCGAUUUUGUGAGAUAAAGUUUAUCUGAAAAGUCUUUCAUCAGAGGAGUUGGAUGGCUGCUUCUUCAUCUUCAGCCACUCCUCAAUUGAAGAACUAUGAUGUCUUUCUUAGUUUCCGAGGCGAGGACACCCGCUAUAAUUUUACAAGGCAUCUCUAUGUGGCUUUGUGUCGCAAAAAGAUUGAAACUUUCAUGGAUGACCAACUGAUAAGAGGAAAUGAGAUUUCGUCAUCUCUUUUGAAUACAAUUAAAGCAUCAAAGAUUUCUGUCAUCAUUUUCUCACAAAAUUACGCGUCUUCAAGUUGGUGUCUCCAAGAACUUGAACAGAUUAUUGAUUGCAUGAAAACGAAACAGCAGAUUGUACUACCAAUUUUCUACAAGGUAGACGCAUCUCAUGUAAGGCGUCAGAAAGAGAGUUUUGGGAAGGGAUUUGCUGAACUUCAAGACCGUUUUAAGGAACAGCCGGAGAUGCUGCAAAGAUGGGAGAAUGCGCUGAAUGAAGCAGCUAAUCAAUCUGGUUGGCCUAUAGAUGGAAAAACGUCUGAACCUGAACUCAUAGAUGAAAUUUCAGGCGUUAUAUUGAAAAGACUAAAUAAAUUGUCUCCAAGUGAUUAUAAAGGCCUGGUUGGGGUAGAAUUUUCAGUAAACAAAAUAGAGUCUUUGUUGCACAAGGGAUCAAAUGGUGUUUUCAAAAUAGGAAUUUGGGGCAUAGGUGGUAUAGGCAGAACAACUAUUGCCCGUGUUGUAUACAACAAAAUCUUGAGCCAGUUCGAAAGAUUCUAUUUUGCUGACAAUGUUAGGGAACAGUCAGAGAAAAAUGGUAUAACUCACUUGAAAAAAGAACUUCUUUCCACGAUAUUAGAUGAUAGAGAUCCCAAUAUAGGACUCACCUACACAAGAGAAAGACUUAAAAAACAGAAGGUUCUCAUUAUUUUUGAUGAUGUGACAUUUUCACAGCAAAUAGAAGAUUUGAUUGAAAACCUUAACUUGUUGAGCUCGGAAAGUCAAAUUAUCAUAACAACAAGAGAUAAACAAGUGUUAAGAAAUUGUGACGUAGAUGAUGCUUGUAUGUACAAGGUUGAGGGAUUAAGAGAGGAGGAAGCUCAUCAACUUUUUAAUCAGCAUGCUUUUAAACAAAACCCUCCUAUUGCAUAUUAUAUGGAGCUAUCAAAGAAAGCAGUAGAAUAUUCCAAAGGCGUUCCAUUGGCUCUUAAAGUGUUGGGUUCCAAUUUGUUUUCCAAGGAAAAAGAGUUUUGGGAAAGUGUAAUAAACAAACUGGAAAAAGGUCCUCCUUCGAAUGUUCUUAACAUAUUAAGAGUUAGUUAUGAUGGACUUGAGAAAGACGAGAAGGAAAUAUUUUUAGAUAUUACAUGUUUCUUCGACGGGGAAGAUAGAGAUUUAGUGAUAGAAAUCCUUAAUGCUUGUGACCUUUAUGCAAAGCAAGGAAUAGAAGUUCUUAUUGAUAAGUGUCUCGUGCUUGUGACUUGCAAUAGAAUAACAAUGCAUGAUUUGCUUCAAGAAAUGGGUAAGAAAAUUGCUCAAGAUGAUGAUUGCAAAGACAUUCGAUUAUGGCAUCACAUGGAUAUCUUGAAAGUAUGUAGAAAUUAUAAGGGAUGUGAAGCAGUACGAAGCAUAAACUUGGACAUAUCUAAAAUAAGCAACGCAAGCUUAAUUUUUCAUGUUUUGUCAAAGAUGGAUAACUUGAGAUUCUUCAGACUAUACAACUCAGAAUACCGAUUUAAUAAUCCAUUUUUAAGACGGAUUUAACUUACCAGGCAAAGAUGAUUAUGAAAAUAAGUUGGAUGAUUUUGAAGAACCUAAAUCCUUUCCCAAUGACAUAACAUUUUUCUGUUGGAAUAAUUACCCCUUUAAAUCAUUGCCAUUAUGUUCUCCUUCAAUGAGUCUUGUUAAACUUGAUAUGCGUUGGAGCAAAGUUAAACAUUGGCAUGGUUUUCAGGAUGCUGUAAGUUUGAAAUAUGUUGAUCUUAGUUUCUCCCGACACAUGACAGAGAUUCCAAAUCUCUCAAGAGCCUCAAAUAUUCAGGAAUUGAUUCUAGCACAUUGUACGAGUUUGUUGGAGAUUGCUCCCUCAUCUAUUCAAAAUCUCAAUAAGCUUGUGAAUGUAGAUCUAAGCUUUUGUACAAGGCUUAUUAGUCUACCAGAUUACAUUCAAUCAAAAUCAAUUGAUCUCCGUGCUUGCCCUAAUCUCAAGAAAGCUCCAAAGAUCUCACGUAAGGUGGAAAGAUUACGGUUAAUUGGAACUGCAAUAAAUGAAUUACCCUUCAUCGAACAUCCAUCUGGACUAACUGAAUUGGAUCUUGAAAGAUGUUCAUCGCUUGAGAGUCUCUCGAGUAGCAUCUAUAAGCCGACAUAUCUCAAAACCUUUAAUCUUGUGCGCUACUCCAAAUUGGUAAGAUCACCCAAUGACAAUGGAGAUUUAGAAAGGUUGAAGGGUCUCUAUCUAGGUACUGCAACCAUAAAAAUAGCACCAUCAUCCUUCUUUCACGUGUCAAAAAUUAGACAUUUAGACCUAUGUCUACCUUUUUAUGAACUGGAAACCUUGAAUGGGGCAUUGAAUUCUUCAUCAGGUUCAAGCUCUUUGGUAUCAGAUUAUUUGGAAAAAUGUAAAAUCACCAAAUUACCUGAUAAUCUUGGACAAUUAUCCUCUUUGAAAGAGUUACAUCUAUGUGGAAAUAAUUUUGAGAGCAUACCAGAACACAUCAAAGGGCUUUCUUACUUGUACUUCUUAGACAUAAGUAACUGUCGGAGACUUCGACUUUUGCCAGAGCUUCCAUUGGGUGUAAAUGUGCAAGCAUCUAACUGCUCAUCCUUGCAAUCAAUAUCAGAUGCAUCAUUUCUAUUUUUACCUGAUUGGAGAUUACGAGGGACAAGUUUUGCCAAUUGUUUUGAAUUGGAUUUAUACAAAAUUCUUCAUGAGGAAUCUUGUCGAGAAUUUUGUUCCAAUAUUUGUUUCCCUGGAAAUGAAAUUCCAAAGUGGUUUACCCUUCAAAAUACGGGAUCUUAUAUAACUCUUGAUCAGCCACUAGAUUGGCAUAGUAAAAACUUUCUAGGUUAUUUUACAUCUGCUGUUGUUGGUCCAGAAGCAGUAAAGUCCAGUACUCUUCAAGAAUACAAUGUUACCUGUUACUGCUUGGUAACAACUGAAGAUGGUAAGGAGCAAAUUUAUAGAAAUUGCUUUAGACCUCGGGAACAUGAUGAUUAUGUCUUCGGUCAAUUUUAUUCGGAUCAUGUAUUAUUCAAUUUUUUUUUCUAUAACGGAUAAUGCGUUUCAAGAGUGCGAUAGGGAAUAUCAUGAAAUUUCUUGUGAGAUGGAGUCAUUAGAUUGGUGUCAAGAGUGCAAUAGGGGAUAUCAUGAAAUUUCUUGUGAGAUGGAGUCGUUAGAUUGUAAAGUGCUCAUCAAAUUUCAUGCUAAAGAUAGAAAGGUGAAAAAGUGUGGGAUCCAUUUCUUGUAUGUUGAAGAUUAUGGAGAACCAUUGGAAACAUCCAGAAGAAGUGUUGACAAUGCUAAAAAGAAAGGGAAAGAGAAAGAUGAACUACAAUCCAAUAAAUUGCAAAUUUCAAAUUCCUUUGAUGGUAUAUGCGGCUUAAGGCCUCGUUUCAUUUCAAAUUAUCCAUGUUAUCUACAGUGUCUAGAAGCACGGUAUUGGAAAUUGAAAAGGAAUGCAAUUAGAGAAAUUGUAAAAACUGCUCUACUCAAUUUUCAGCCAAAUACAAUUUUAUGCUCAGAAGAUGAAGAGAUGAAUGGUGUGAAUCCAAAAGGUUGUAUGAGUUUCCCGGGAAGUGAAAUUCCAGAGUGGUUUAGCUUUCAAAAUGCUGGUGAUUAUGUAGAACUACCACCAUGGGGCUCAAUCACUUAUAAAUUUGCCAGUUUGGCUUUCUGCACCAUUAUAGAAUUCUCAGAUUUGUUAGAUUUGGGCCAACCUUUCUUCGUUAAAUGUGAGAUGUCUUUUGAAGGAUGUGAUCGUUUGAUUGUUGCAAUUGGGUCUAUACAAGGUUGGUUCGAAGGUGAUAGAACUCACUACAUCAAAUCAGAUCAUGUAUUCUUGGGAUAUGAUUGUGUCAUGUAUACUCAUAAAGUUCCUAGGUUAGAUAUAUAUCAUACUAAUGCGAAGCCCAUCGUCAAUUUCUAUGUUACUAAUCAUGAUGGAGUAUUGAUAGAGGGUUGUAAGGUGAAAAAGUGUGGAGUUUGUUUAUUGUACCGUGAAGAUUUUGAGAACAAAUGGAAGAAUCCAAUAGAUCUUUCAUUUUUAAAGAGAAGGCUAAAACUCAAUGGAAAUGGCCACUGUAACGAUGAACCACCAUCCUAUGAACUUUCCACCGCACGUGAUUGGCAACCUAUGAGUUCUGCUACUUCUCUGGAAUUGAAUUUAAUGGUUGGAUCAACAGUAAUCGAUACAACUGAACCACCCUUGAAGAGAUUGAAAGCACACAACUAUGAAAAUAAAAAUGGAGGUGAGAAGGAUGAUAAAGAAGAUACUAAAGAGUUAAAUCCAAGUACAAGUCAACCCACAGGCUUUGUUGAUUCUAAUUUGAAUGAGUUCCCUAUCGAUGACGAAGAUGAACCGCAACCUAAAAGACUUAAAGAAUUCAAUUUCUUUUAAAGGGAUGGAGAAGGUGAAGUACCCAUCUAAUUUGAAGAAAAGACAUGAAGCAGAAGCAGAGCAAACAAUUAGUGAGUAAAACAUUGCUAUAUUAAUAGGAAGCUGUAGUUAUUUCAAGAAAAAUUCUAGUCUAAUAUUAGUUUAGU